Diaporthe citri is the source of this 375-nucleotide messenger RNA. RefSeq lists its product as uncharacterized. Bases 1 to 375 code for a protein of 124 amino acids. The transcript has a single exon. NCBI's taxonomy places the organism in Eukaryota, Fungi, Ascomycota, Sordariomycetes, Diaporthales, Diaporthaceae. The record is from RefSeq and is a predicted model, not a curated record.
AUGGCACAACCAACACAAUCAAACACCUGGAUCGAGGAGCGCAGUCGGCAAGAGGGGCGGGAACGUGCCGCCGACCUUCUGCUGGAAGAUAUGCAGCGGUUCCUGCCUGCUGUAAUGGAUCCCACGACUCUGUCGGCUGUGAAAGAUUCCACAGUGACAAAGUACGGCCAAACUGAAAACUAUGACAAACUCGUCGUGCGACACGAAGCCAUAAAGGCACACAUCAGACAUGUCGAAGAACGGCUGUAUCACAACUCUAUCCGGGGCUACAAUAUCCGGCAAAGCAGAGCGUCGUCUCUCAUGACUCCCAGGAGACUGAUUGAUACCCUCGAACCAAAUGGAUUUGCUGUCAAGACGAAUCCCGGCAAGCCUUGA